Molecule: messenger RNA, 1017 nt
Organism: Chanos chanos (milkfish)
Lineage: Eukaryota; Metazoa; Chordata; Actinopteri; Gonorynchiformes; Chanidae
Gene: smn1
Product: survival of motor neuron 1, telomeric
Exons: 9
Coding region: 58-903 (281 amino acids)
Biological process (GO): mRNA processing
Cellular component (GO): nucleus; cytoplasm
Molecular function (GO): RNA binding
Source: RefSeq, a predicted model, not a curated record
CACGCUGUAUUUAGUAAAUUUGUAAACCUCAGUUGUUGUGUUAGCCUGUUGUUUUCCAUGGCAAAUGGGUGUGAAGAAGUUAUCUUUACUCGGGGAACCGGUCAAAGUGACGAUUCUGACAUCUGGGAUGACACCGCUCUGAUAAAGGCAUAUGAUAAAGCGGUUGCAUCGUUUAAGAAAUCACUAAAAGGAGAGGAUGACGUGGAGACCCAUAAGAAAGAUAAGCCUGGAAAGAAACGUAAAAAUAACAAAAAGAACAAAGGCAGAAAGCGGAGUAACACUUCUCCUGAUAAAGAGUGGCAGGUUGGGGACUCUUGCUAUGCCUUCUGGUCAGAGGAUGGGCAGUUGUAUCCAGCCACAAUCUCCUCAAUAGACCAGGAGAAAGGCACCUGCGUUGUUGUUUAUACAGGCUAUGGAAAUGAGGAGGAACAGAACCUCUGUGACCUUCUAUCUGAGGGGUCAGAGGUCAACGAUGAAGUUCAGAAGACCACAGGCGUGAAAGAUGUAGAGUCUUCAACUGAAGAAAGUGAUAGAUCGUCUACCCCUCACCAUUCCAGCUACCACCAGCAUUCUAAACCCAAAUUGAACCCACCCCCUGCGCCUCCUGCUUGGGGUCCUGGUUUUCCCCCAGGUCUCCCUCCAGGUCCCAGCUUUCGAAUGCGUGACAGCAGAAAGUCUGGAGUCUCUGGACCUACCCCUCCUGGCUGGCCUCCCAUGCUUCCUCCCGGUCCACCGAUGAUCCCUCCCCCACCCCUGAUGAGCCCAGACGGACUGGAGGACGAUGAGGCUCUGGGCAGCAUGCUCAUCUCCUGGUACAUGAGUGGAUAUCACACUGGAUACUACCUGGGAUUGAAACAAGGCCGCAAAGAGGCUGCAGCGUCGAAGAGGUCCUAUCACAAAUGAAGCCUGGCAGUCAAAGCCCUAAGUCUGGUUAUUGUUAUUUUAACCAGAGUGAGUGAUGAUGAUGAAUGCUUGAGCGUUUGUGUCAAAGUUGAUGUUCCCUUUCUGGGCUUUUUG